Molecule: messenger RNA, 1422 nt
Organism: Pygocentrus nattereri (red-bellied piranha)
Lineage: Eukaryota; Metazoa; Chordata; Actinopteri; Characiformes; Serrasalmidae
Product: kelch domain-containing protein 1-like
Exons: 13
Coding region: 151-1326 (391 amino acids)
Molecular function (GO): protein binding
Source: RefSeq, a predicted model, not a curated record
UCGAGGUUGUCCCUCAGAGUUUCCUGUUAGCAUACCCAUCUUCAGAGUGUAAACAGUCCAGUCCUGGCUGAUUCCUGUUCCUGCUUCACCCAGCGCCUCUGAGCUUCAUCCCUGACCGAGAGCAGAGCGCCGAGAAACACGGCGGGGCUGAUGGAGGUUCCAGCUCGGAGUGACCACACGGCUGUCCUGUUUGGAAAUGUGCUGUACGUGUGGGGAGGCUGUCAGUAUGUGAAUGGAGAAGAAGUUGUUCUACCCAGUGACGAGAUCUGGCUCUAUGAUAUGGAAAGUGGACUCUGGACUCACAGGGGAAUGGGUGGGGAGGUUCCUCCUCUGCUCUCGCAGACAUGUGGCUCGUUCCUCCAGGGUGUGCUCUAUGUUUUCGGAGGUUGUGACAGCAACAGCCACACCAACCAGAUGUAUUGUGUAGACUUGCAGGAUGGAAAGUACACCUGGAAAAAAGUGACAGGCUGUGUAGGAACCCCUCCCUCCCCCAGGGACAGGCACUCCUGCUGGGUCUACAAGGACAGGCUAAUUUAUUUUGGUGGAUAUGGAUGCAAAAAAGUUAGAGAGGUCAACAACUUCAAGAGCUUCACAGUGGUUGAGACCUCAUGGGCGGUUAUUGGUAGUGAAUCUUUCCGCUUCUGGGGCUGGAAUAAUGAAGUUUAUAUGUUUGAGCCCAGCUCUGCCACAUGGACUGAGCCACAAACCCAGGGCCAGCCUCCUGAGCCGAGGUCAUCUCAUGCUAGUGCCACUCUGGGCAACAAGGGCUACAUCUGCGGAGGGCUGGAAACAGAAACUAUAGACAUUCACUGUUUAGACCUGGUCUCAUGGACAUGGUCCCAUAUGGAGCCCCUGUCCACUUCUCUGCCAAUAGGCCGCUCUCUACACACACUGACCCCUAUGUCACACAACACACUCUUCCUCUUCGGUGGUCUCAGCACUUCUGGACAGGUUCUCAGUGAUGGCUGGGAAUUUAACACUGUGACGGGAGAAUGGAAAGAGAGGCAGCAUCCUCACAAAGACAAGCCCAGGUUAUGGCAUUCAGCAGUACAGGGGAAGGACAACGAUGUGGUGGUUUUUGGAGGAAGCAGCGAUUAUGUCGUGAUAAUGGAUUCGAUUACAGUGCUCAGGUGUCCGUCUCAGAGCCACUGCAGUGAUGUGCUGGUGUUUCAGACACAGCCCUACUCCCUCUCCAGAUUAUGUGAGGACUGCAUAGGAAAACAUGCGUCUGCUCUGCAGGAACUAGCAUCAUGCUUACCUCCCCGAGUUCAGGAAACACUUCACAAGAGGAUGUCGUACUUCAGCACACUUACAAAACAGCAGUAAAAAAGUACCUUUACAUGAGCACACAUGGACAUUGCAUAAACAGCAUUGUAUCAUCCUUCAGUCUAAUGUUGCAAGAUGCAUUUAGAAACAACAGAA